CAGUAGCUGUUUCUCUCUCAUACUGAUACCACUUUUUUUGUUUUGUUUUCCUCUCUCCGUCUCUCACAUACAUGCAGAGAUCCAGGCCGUGCUUCAGCUCCACCCACCUGCAGAUAAAAGCCAAACCCUCACCAGGGCUGCUGCUCAGCGUCUGUCCCAAACUCCUCAAAGCCUUGUGAUACUUCCAGCCUGCAGCAGCAGCAGCAGCACACACUCAAAGGGCCCAGCAGGACUGCAGCUAACACCUGGCUGGAUUCUGUGCAUGGCCACCGUCCCACUCAUGGCAUCGGAAACGACCCAGAAAAGCAGCGUAAAGUAGAAGGGAAGCUGGGUGGAGGAGGCGCAGGCCAGGGGGAGCAACGACCUUCAUACUGAGAGGAGAAAAUACCUGAAAAAAAAUGGCAGCAGCUCCCCUCCGUUCGCUCUGUCUACUCAUCACAGUAUACCACCUGUGUUCAGUCCACCUGGUCCAUGCUGGAGCGUAUUAUCCACACAAACAGCCGCCCCCACAGCACCAGCCGCUGCCACAAUACAACGACGGUUAUCCCCCUCAGCAACAGUUCAUGGGGAAUGAGAUGCCGCACCUGCCUUACGGUAAAGAAGCGCCAUUACUGCCUCAGUACGGCAAAGAGCUUCCUCAGCUUCCUUUGCACAUGGGCAAAGAGAGGCCACUAACUGAAGGCAAAGGACAAACAUUCAACCCCAGAGGGGCUAAAGGUCCCCCUCCUCUUGGUCCAGGUGGUGAAGGUCUCAGAGAAGGACCACAAGGAAUUCAGGGACCACCAGGACCAACUGGACCACCAGGACCACAAGGCCCUCCUGGGCUACCAGGCCAGGGAUUGCCAGGGCUGCCAGGAAAGCCAGGGCCUCCUGGUCCUCAAGGCUACCCUGGAAUUGGAAAACCUGGCAUGCCAGGAUUGCCUGGAAAGCCUGGAGGACCAGGAUUACAUGGACCAAAAGGGGAUCUUGGUCCUGCUGGUGGUGAAGGGCCAACUGGGCUUCCUGGGCCCGCAGGUCUCCCAGGUCCCCCUGGACUCCCUGGAAUUUCAAAACCAGGAAGUCAUGGGCUGCCUGGACAGCCAGGUCCUCUUGGGGAACCAGGCCCAAAAGGUCUACCUGGGUUCCCCGGUGUUUUAGGCUCAAAGGGAGACAAAGGGCUUGGUCUACCUGGUUUGCCAGGUUUAAAAGGACCUGGCGGACCACCUGGUCCACCUGGAAAUGUUGGCAUCCAGGGGAUUGGUAAACCUGGCAUGAAUGGUCUCCCUGGUCAGCCAGGGAUACCAGGAAAGCCAGGUCCUUCUGGAGAGCCUGGGAUGGCAGGACUACCUGGUGAUAGAGGUCAACCAGGACCGCCUGGCCUACCUGGACUUGGGAAACCAGGAACAGAUGGUUUUAGAGGACAACCAGGGCUCUCUGGAGGAAAAGGAGAAACAGGCCCUCCUGGUUUACCAGGGGGGCCAGGCUUGCCAGGAUAUGGUAAACCAGGAUUUCCAGGACCUAAGGGUCACAAGGGUCAUGCCGGUCUCCCUGGACCUCCAGGACUAAAGGGUGAUAAAGGUCACGGAGGUCUUCCAGGAGUCAUUGGCCCAAACGGUCCAAGUGGUAUGCCUGGCCCACCUGGUCCAAUAGGACUUCCAGGCAGUAUCGGCUUUCCAGGACAAAAGGGGGAGGGUGGUGCUUGGGGACUUAAAGGGUACCCAGGAACGAAGGGGGACUUAGGUCCUCCUGGUCUCCCAGGUCAACCAGGUCGGUCAGGAGAAGGGGGACAACCAGGCCAAAGAGGUUUUCAAGGGCCUAUGGGCCCCAAAGGAGAACCCGGUAUGAGGGGUUUACCUGGAAACCCUGGUGGUGGAGGAUUGCCUGGAUCUAGAGGACAGGGGGGACAGCCUGGAGAGAAAGGCCACCAAGGAUCACAGGGUAUUCCAGGUCUUAUGGGACCUGGGGGACCAAUUGGACCUCCUGGGCUGCCAGGACCGAAAGGCGAAACAGGUUUCCCUGGUAAACCUGGAUAUCCUGGUGAGGGUAAGCCAGGGACCCCUGGUCAUAUUGGUCCUCAAGGUAACCCUGGUCCUAGUGGCCCUUCUGGACUUCCAGGGCAACCAGGACUACCUGGACCACCCGGUCCUCCAGGCCUCCCUUCAGCAUCUCCAGACAUGGGACAGAUCCUCCCUGUGUCCGGCCCAUACAGCGGACAGAAACAAGGCUGGAAGAAGACAAAGAAUGAAGGCGAGAUUGGAGGAGUCGCCCUGGAGAUGCCUUCGUUCACGGCUAAGCUCACAAACCCGUUCCCUCGUGUCGGCUCCCCCGUCAUCUUUGACAAACUCCUACACAACGGCAACCAAGACUACAAUCCCCAGACUGGUAUCUUCACCUGCAGCUUACCAGGGAUCUACUACUUUGCUUACCACGUCCACUGCAAAGGAGCAAAUGUAUGGGUGGCACUGAUGAAGAACAAUGAGCCGGUGAUGUACACAUAUGACGAGUACAAGAAGGGCUUACUGGAUCAGGCAUCGGGGAGUGCUGUACUACCUUUGCGACAAGGAGACUCUGUGCAUAUACAGCUGCCAUCCGACCAGGCUUCAGGACUCUACGCUGGUCAAUAUGUCCACUCCACAUUCUCUGGUUUCUUGUUGUACCCAAUGUAAGAAAUGUGUAUCAAGAAACCAGCAACUUCCAGUGUUGAAAAAUCAAGCCAAUGAGGAUGUGCAAAAAGCUGCAGUUCCUUGAGUAUCCACUUGAGGCUGGAUCAAAAAGCCAAGGAAACCCCAUGAGGUCCCAAAUUAAGUAGCCCUCUUUCCCAGCAGAAAUAAAACAUGUUUACAGCCUGGUUCAAAAAGGCUUUGGUAUCAAGAGCUGAUUUCUUUAUUGGUGCACACUGUACGGGGUUGAAAUUUGUUUAUAACUCUUCUGUUUUUAUUUUAUUAAGGCUAAGAGUUUUUUGUCAUAAAUUUGUAUAAGUAUGGGCACGGCUGGGUUGACUGACAGGCAGGCGGUUGAAGCUGUUUACCCUUAGGCUAAAGACCGGCCUCUAGUCCAUGUAUUUGUCUGUUAGUAGUUGUCCAAAAGUUAUGACAACUGCCAUCGUUUGGCUUCAAAAUGCCUCUACAAAACCAAUGGCUGACAUCAAUGAGAGUGCAUCCAUGUUUUAUACAGUCUUAUCAUAUCAGCAAGGGCAAUAGCACUGACUUUUUAAUGGUACAUUUUCAUAUUUACAGUAGUUAGACAGGUACAAUGAAGGUCGAGUUGAAUGUUUUACAAUAGAUGAAGGCAAAAUAGAAAUAUAGUUGCAACAUAUCUCAUUGUAUUAAUAUCAUUUAAUGCUUUACAUUUUCAUUUACAUACAUCAGCAGAGUCUCUGAAAUGUUAGUUCACUUUUUAAGGAAUGGGCAGUUGAUGUCCAGUUAUAAAAAUGGUAUCUGGUCAUCGGCUCCAUGUAUACAUUUUCGUACAAUAACGUUUUCUUGUGAAGGUUUUGGUUGAUACGAUUUAAUGUAUUUGUUGUCAUAAAUCUUGUAUGUUUACAUUGUACAUUUAUUCUUAUAUCCAUCUACACACAAUAUAGCAGUGUUAAUAACAUGACUGGAAAAAUAAUUCCUGCAAUCCCUGUGUUGCAGGUUUUAUUCAUUUGUCACUCAUUGUUUUGCUUUACAGUUAUACUGUUUUCUGGGCACAUAAGUACAUAACCAUGUCAGUGUACAAGACAUUCAAAGCUUUCAGUUACAAAUGUUGGGUUAUUAAAUUGGGUUCAUCAUACACGUAUUAGGUUAAUGUAAAUCUUUUUUCUGAUAUUGUAAAAUGCCGUUUUUUUGAUGCAGCAAAAAUCCACAAAUUUUACAUUUGCAUCUGGCAGUACAAAAAGAAAUCAUAUUCUUUUAUGUCUCCGUCCAGAACAGACCGAAAAAAAACCUUUGCAGUUUAUCCAUAAUUUGACAGUCUAACUAUCUUUACUUUUGACAGUUGGUUGUCAAAACGUUGUGUUUAAUAAAUUCUUUGAACAUUUUGUAAAUUUUUCAUUAAUCUCUGUAACUUAUUUUUUUGACUACUGAUUACUUCAGAUUGUCUAAAUGUCUGUCUUGAUCUUGAAUGGUGACAUUUCUAACAAAACAGAACAUGUUUUGUAGCAAAAAAUAAAAUAUUCCAAGACAUGUUCUAUGUUUAUGCUCAUUCCCAUUCAUACUUCCAUGUGUCUGUUUUUCCUUUUUUUCUUUUUCUCCUCAAACUGUGAAUGUGCAAUUCAUUUUUUUCCUCUAUUUUUCUUUACUCUGACUAUGGUGCACAGCAUUUAAUGGGGAACUGUAUUUUAAGUGUGUAUAUUUUUUGAUUGUUUAAUAAAGUCAUGUUAUUUCUUUUGACAUAAUUGUCAUGGCCACAUGGUCCCAUGAAAAAA
This is a messenger RNA of Labrus bergylta (ballan wrasse), 4387 nucleotides long. RefSeq names its product collagen alpha-1(VIII) chain. Gene Ontology annotation, molecular function: protein binding. The record is from RefSeq and is a predicted model, not a curated record. NCBI's taxonomy places the organism in Eukaryota, Metazoa, Chordata, Actinopteri, Labriformes, Labridae.